Gigantopelta aegis is the source of this 4227-nucleotide messenger RNA. Its product is annotated as platelet binding protein GspB-like. The record is from RefSeq and is a predicted model, not a curated record. Lineage: Eukaryota; Metazoa; Mollusca; Gastropoda; Neomphalida; Peltospiridae. The transcript has 2 exons. Bases 1 to 4227 code for a protein of 1408 amino acids.
AUGGAUACAGGACACCAAAUGAGUUUUAUGAACUACUGCGUGGCAGUGACAGUGGUACUCUCAGCUAUUCUCAGUCAUAGCAUGAAACACGUGGUGUCAGGGACAUCGCUGGACUCCUCCUUGUUACUGACAACAUAUUCGUUAGACUUGUCCAGUGUAUUGGACACAUCAUACUGGUCCGACGCUAGUCAGACAGACUUGACCAGUAGCGGGGCAUUGUCUUCAGCUGGUAUACUUCUCACCGACAACAGUGUCACAAAUACAAUAGAAGCGUCGUCUGUGUCUGUUGAUGUUGGAAGUAUUUUUGUGGAAAGUAGUGCUGAAAUCAGCUCUGGAUAUUCUGUCAGCAGUGUGGUUGUGCAGACACAGCUCUCUGAAAGUACUGUGGUGGUAGUGUUGGGUAGUUCUGCAUCAUCAGUGACAGAAAACCUCCUUGAAUCGUCGAAUUCUGAUAUAAGCUUGGACAUCACGGCCAGUAAUAGCGAAACCGUUCCUGGAAUAUCCGCAACAGAGAGCCUUCAGACUAUAUACCCAACAGGUGUGAGUUCCCUUUCUGAAUAUAUCGCUUCUGUAGAUUCGACGUCUGCCGCAAUCAUUCUGACAGCAGACGUCAGUAGUCAGUCGGUUACAGAUGUCUUUCAGACAGAGAGUGUUGUGAUAUCAAGUCCGACCAUCUCGGAUUUUGUAUUGGUAAAUACAGUGUCGAACACGGUCCCAGAAGUAUCAGCAUCAGCGUUCGUGUCAGACACCAACAGCCAGCCAGUUUCCGAAAUCUCCCAGUCGGUCUCCGUAUCUAUUGAAACAGUCGUGAGUAGUGUCUAUGCGUCAUCACUAUCAGUGGAACCAUCAGUAUCUGCGUCAGUGUCAGUUGAACCUGCCGUGAGUAGUGUCUAUGCGUCAUCACUAUCAGUGGAACCAUCAGUAUCUGCGUCAGUGUCAGCUGAACCUGCCGUGAGUAGUGUCUAUGCGUCAUCACUAUCAGUGGAACCAUCAGUAUCUGCGUCAUUGUCAGCUGAACCUGCCGUGAGUAGUGUCUAUGCGUCAUCACUAUCAGUGGAACCAUCAGUAUCUGCGUCAGUCUCAGCUGAACCUGCCGUGAGUAGUGUCUAUGCGUCAUCACUAUCAGUGGAACCAUCAGUAUCUGCGUCAAUGUCAGCUGAACCUGCCGUGAGUAGUGUCUAUGCGUCAUCACUAUCAGUGGAACCAUCAGUAUCUGCGUCAGUCUCAGCUGAACCUGCCGUGAGUAGUGUCUAUGCGUCAUCACUAUCAGUGGAACCAUCAGUAUCUGCGUCAAUGUCAGCUGAACCUGCCGUGAGUAGUGUCUAUGCGUCAUCACUAUCAGUGGAACCAUCAGUAUCUGCGUCAGUCUCAGCUGAACCUGCCGUGAGUAGUGUCUAUGCGUCAUCACUACCAGUGGAACCAUCAGUAUCUGCGUCAGUGUCAGUUGAACCUGCCGUGAGUAGUGUCUAUGCGUCAUCACUAUCAAUGGAACCAUCAGUAUCUGCGUCAGUGUCAGCUGAACCUGCCGUGAGUAGUGUCUAUGCGUCAUCACUAUCAGUGGAACCAUCAGUAUCUGCGUCAAUGUCAGCUGAACCUGCCGUGAGUAGUGUCUAUGCGUCAUCACUAUCAGUGGAACCAUCAGUAUCUGCGUCAGUCUCAGCUGAACCUGCCGUGAGUAGUGUCUAUGCGUCAUCACUAUCAGUGGAACCAUCAGUAUCUGCGUCAGUGUCAGCUGAACCUGCCGUGAGUAGUGUCUAUGCGUCAUCACUAUCAAUGGAACCAUCAGUAUCUGCGUCAGUCUCAGCUGAACCUGCCGUGAGUAGUGUCUAUGCGUCAUCACUAUCAAUGGAACCAUCAGUAUCUGCAUCAAUGUCAGCUGAACCUGCCGUGAAUAGUGUCUAUGCGUCAUCACUAUCAGUGGAACCAUCAGUAUCUGCGUCAGUGUCAGUGGAACCAGCCGUGAGUAGUGUCUAUGCCUCGACAGUAUCAGUGGAACCAUCAGUAUCUGUAUCAGUGUCUGCUGAACCAGUCGUGAGUUCUGUCUAUGCCUCAACAGUAUCAAUGGAACCAUCUAUCUCAGCAUCAGUUUCUGUUGAACAAGUCAUGAGUAGUGUCUAUGCCUCAACAGUAUCAGUGCAACCAUCUAUGUCAGCAUCAGUGUCCGUUGAACAAGCCAUGAGUAGUGUCUAUGCCUCAACAGUAUCAAUGGAACCAUCCAUGUCAGCAUCAGUUUCUGUUGAGCAAGCCAUGAGUAGUGUCUAUGCCUCAGCAGUGUCAAUGGAACCAUCCAUGUCAGCAUCAGUUUCUGCUGAACAAGCUGUAAGUAGUGUCUAUGCCUCAACAGUAUCAAUGGAACUAUCCAUGUCAGCAUCAGUUUCUGUUGAGCAAGCCAUGAGUAGUGUCUAUGCCUCAACAGUAUCAAUGGAACCAUCUAUGUCAGCAUCAGUGUCCGUUGAACAAGCCAUGAGUAGUGUCUAUGCCUCAACAGUAUUAGUGCAACCAUCUAUGUCAGCAUCAGUGUCCGUUGAACAAGCCAUGAGUAGUGUCUAUGCCUCAACAGUAUCAAUGGAACCAUCCAUGUCAGCAUCAGUUUCUGUUGAGCUAGCCAUGAGUAGUGUCUAUGCCUCAGCAGUGUCAAUGGAACCAUCCAUGUCAGCAUCAGUUUCUGAUGAGCAAGCCAUGAGUAGUGUCUAUGCCUCAACAGUAUCAAUGGAACCAUCCAUGUCAGCAUCAGUUUCUGUUGAGCAAGCCAUGAGUAGUGUCUAUGCCUCAACAGUAUCAAUGGAACCAUCUAUGUCAGCAUCAGUGUCCGUUGAACAAGCCAUGAGUAGUGUCUAUGCCUCAACAGUAUCAGUGCAACCAUCUAUGUCAGCAUCAGUGUCCGUUGAACAAGCCAUGAGUAGUGUCUAUGCCUCAACAGUAUCAAUGGAACCAUCCAUGUCAGCAUCAGUUUCUGUUGAGCAAGCUAUGAGUAGUGUCUAUGCCUCAGCAGUGUCAAUGGAACCAUCCAUGUCAGCAUCAGUUUCUGCUGAACAAGCUGUAAGUAGUGUCUAUGCCUCAACAGUAUCAAUGGAACUAUCCAUGUCAGCAUCAGUUUCUGUUGAACAAGCCAUGAGUAGUGUCUAUGCCUCAACAGUAUCAAUGGAACCAUCUAUGUCAGCAUCAGUGUCCGUUGAACAAGCCAUGAGUAGUGUCUAUGCCUCAACAGUAUCAAUGGAACCAUCUAUGUCAGCAUCAGUGUCCGUUGAACAAGCCAUGAGUAGUGUCUAUGCCUCAACAGUAUCAAUGGAACCAUCCAUGUCAGCAUCAGUUUCUGUUGAGCAAGCUAUGAGUAGUGUCUAUGCCUCAGCAGUGUCAAUGGAACCAUCCAUGUCAGCAUCAGUUUCUGCUGAACAAGCUGUAAGUAGUGUCUAUGCCUCAACAGUAUCAAUGGAACUAUCCAUGUCAGCAUCAGUUUCUGUUGAACAAGCCAUGAGUAGUGUCUAUGCCUCAACAGUAUCAAUGGAACCAUCUAUGUCAGCAUCAGUGUCCGUUGAACAAGCCAUGAGUAGUGUCUAUGCCUCAACAGUAUCAAUGGAACCAUCUAUGUCAGCAUCAGUGUCCGUUGAACAAGCCAUGAGUAGUGUCUAUGCCUCAACAGUAUCAAUGGAACCAUCCAUGUCAGCAUCAGUUUCUGUUGAGCAAGCCAUGAGUAGUGUCUAUGCCUCAACAGUAUCAAUGGAACCAUCCAUGUCAGCAUCAGUUUCUGUUGAACAAGCCAUGAGUAGUGUCUAUGCCUCAACAGUAUCAAUGGAACCAUCUAUGUCAGCAUCAGUGUCCGUUGAACAAGCCAUGAGUAGUGUCUAUGCCUCAACAGUAUCAAUGGAACCAUCCAUGUCAGCAUCAGUUUCUGCUGAACAAGCUGUAAGUAGUGUCUAUGCCUCAACAGUAUCAAUGGAACUAUCCAUGUCAGCAUCAGUUUCUGUUGAACAAGCCAUGAGUAGUGUCUAUGCCUCAACAGUAUCAAUGGAACCAUCUAUGUCAGCAUCAGUGUCCGUUGAACAAGCCAUGAGUAGUGACUAUGCCUCAACAGUAUCAGUGGAACCAUCAGUAUCUGCGUCGGUGUCAGUGGAACCAGCCGUCAGUAGUGUCUAUGCGUCAUCAAUAUCAGUGGAACCAUCCAUGUCAGCGUCAGUGUCUGUUGAACCAGUCUUGAACAGCCAGUGUCCGUGUCCAUUCAACCAAUGA